Messenger RNA from Anopheles maculipalpis, 754 nucleotides. It is a transcript of the gene Tsp2A, whose product is annotated as tetraspanin-2A. Gene Ontology annotation, cellular component: membrane. The transcript has 6 exons. NCBI's taxonomy places the organism in Eukaryota, Metazoa, Arthropoda, Insecta, Diptera, Culicidae. The record is from RefSeq and is a predicted model, not a curated record. The coding region runs from base 10 to 744 and encodes 244 amino acids.
ACCGAAAAAAUGGCACGCGGUGAAGGCAAAGGUGAAAGUGUGGCCAGAUUGUCGAACCAAAUCGCCUGCAUCAAGUACACGCUGUUCUGCUUCAACAUAGUAGCAUGGAUCGUUGGUGCAGGACUCUUUGCAUUUACCAUCUUUAUUCGAGCUGAGCCUGGGUUCGACGAGUGGAUCGCCAUAUUGGAGGUGUAUGAGUACUACAUCGGAGUUUACAUUUUGAUUGCUGCUGGAGCAUUGGUUAUGAUAUUCUCAUUCCUUGGCUGCUGUUCAGCACUGAUGGAACAUUCAUCUGCACUGUAUCUGUUCAUUGGAACGCAAGUGUUCCUGUUCCUGCUUACCGUCAUCGGAUCAGCCAUCCUGCUCGAUUAUUCGACGAUGAACUCAAGCAUUCAGCCGCUAAUUCGUCAGACGAUGCUACGCUUUAUCGUCACUUCCGAACAUCCGCACUCCUCAGCCGCUCUGAAACUGAUCCAAGAAAGUAUUGGGUGCUGUGGUGCGGACGGACCGAACGACUACAUGGUGAUGCGUCAACCGUUGCCGCUCGAGUGUCGCGAUACCGUAACCGGUAAUGCAUUCUUCAACGGGUGCGUCAACGAGCUGACAUGGUUCCUGGAGGACAAAUCCAUCUGGGCCGCCAUCAUGGCAAUGAUACUGGCUGCCGUUCAUACAUGCAAUGCCGUCCUCGGCAUUGUGCUCGUCCAGGCUCUUCGUCGUGAGGAAGAAGCCAUGAACCGGCGUUAAGCAGAACAGC